AUGGCGAAAGAAGGCCAUUGCUAUGUCGACGACCAAGAUGAAGAGGAAGAGACCCGCCGGAAGAGUUCGAGUUCCAAAUGUUCCAGAGACCCCAGGCCGACCACAGCCACCUCCCCCGCCGACGAGAUAUUCUACAAGGGCAAGCUCCUCCCCCUCCACCUCCCCCCUCGCCUGCAGAUGGUCGAGACCCUCCUCCUCCAAAAGAAGCCCGACAACCAGGCGGCGACGGCCGCCAGCGGCACCACCCCCUUCCCGUCCUGCAACGUCUCCCCCGCGACGUCCUGCUACGUCAGCGGCGAGCUCAGCGAGGACUUCUUCUUCGAGGAGGAGGAGAGAGGAGGAGGGGCCGGCGUCGAAGAGGUCGUGGCUAAGAAGCUGAGGUCCAUCAGCUGCAGUCCUCAUCCCUCGCGCCUCAAGCUCAGGGCGUCCAAGGCCUACAUUCAGUCUCUCUUCUCCAAGUCGUCAUCGGCCGCCAAGCCGAAGGAAUGCUCCUCCAAGAGCGGGCACCUGAGGAAAGAGGAAUCGGGAGAGGGAGGCGGCGGGGGGAGAAUGCGGCGCGCACACAGGAGAUCGUUCUCGGGGGCUGCCACCGUGCUCAAGAGGAGGUCUCGACAAUUCUCCUCCUCCUCCUCCUCCUCCUGCUCGUCGUCCGACUCCUCGUCCUCUUCGAGCCUCAAGAGGAGCAGCAGCGUGAGCUCGGACAAAGAGUGCUCGGUCCAGGGAGCGAUCGCCCACUGUAAGAGGUCCCAGCAGGCGCGGCAGGCCUUUGGGAGGAAGAGCGUGAGCGACGUCGAGUUCUACCUGAAGUCGGGACCAGGCCGAUGCGGAACGCGAGGAGAGAAAUUAAGAGGUGAUGUAAUCUGUGUGAAUUUCUUGCGCUCAGUCUUUUAAUAGUUUCGAACGGGACAGUGACUGUAAAGCCUGUACAUUUGUUCUCCGUCCUUGACGAACUUGGUCUGAUCCAAACUGUGAUGUGAUAAUUUUUUUUUUUUUU
Molecule: messenger RNA, 994 nt
Organism: Asparagus officinalis (garden asparagus)
Lineage: Eukaryota; Viridiplantae; Streptophyta; Magnoliopsida; Asparagales; Asparagaceae
Product: probable membrane-associated kinase regulator 4
Cellular component (GO): plasma membrane
Molecular function (GO): kinase inhibitor activity
Source: RefSeq, a predicted model, not a curated record